This is a messenger RNA of Caenorhabditis auriculariae, 8148 nucleotides long. The record is from the annotation of a GenBank genome assembly. NCBI's taxonomy places the organism in Eukaryota, Metazoa, Nematoda, Chromadorea, Rhabditida, Rhabditidae.
AUGGAGUGCCGCCACUGCUGCCGCACUUUCACCAGUAUUUUCUGAACUCGAAAAAUAGUUUUCAGUUAGAGAUUCAGCUGUGAAGGAGGUGCGAGAGCAUGAAAGGGUGUCUCACGAGGAGAAAGUUCGGCGGAAGCAACCACAGCGUUGGAAAUGCACCUACUGCCAUCUCGAGUUCUUAUCGCGCCACGUAAGUGUCAAUCUCAUUUUCUCUAUUAAUGCGCAUUCGUAUCCAUUUUCAAAAACAAGAUGUUCUAAUUAGUUGGAAAACUAUUCUUACUGUUUUUAUUAUCCAGGUAAUGUUGCUCAAUAUUUUCUCGGCUUGCACAGUUUUUAAGUUGUAAUAAAAGAACGCAUUCAGUCGCUUGCAUUAUAUCCGGAAAAAGGGCUUUCGUUCUCGGACGCUAUUUGUGUUUUUUUUGAGGCAUUGAGGAACAAAAAUCAACGAAAAAUGGGCUUUAGUCGAUGUUUAGAAAAUUAUCAACUGAAAAGAAACCACUAAAUGUUUUUUAUUCAACGUACAAAAGUCAAUCGAGGUCAGCCAAUGAAUAGGAUCCGCGGUGAAAUAGCUAUCGGAGUGCUAUCCGGCAGCAUACUUCCUAAGCUUGCCUUCGCAAAUGCAGAAAGAAUUGGGAUUUGAGUGCACGGAAAGAAUUUUUAAAUACCAGAAUUUUAGCAUCUCUACGCUAUUUAUUGAUUUACCGUUAGAACAUCCCGAUUGAAUUUGAGAGAGCACUUUCUUAGCUAAUUUUGUGGAUACGCCGAUCGACAGUUGUACAAUUUAUUUUCUUUUAACUGCAAUGAGCGAAAUGGUCGAGAUCUGUUUUCGCACGUGUUCAAUUCCUGUAAUUUUGACUUUUGCUCGCGUUUUCUGUUCAGCCAUAGUCAAACAAAUAUUUUUACUUGUGUAAUAAUGUUUGUAUUGACGCCAAGAACGAUGCGCGACCACUUACACACAAACAAAACAAACUGAAUACCGCACCCCGCAUUUUCAAGUCGAACGAAAUGGAUUUUUAAAAAUUGGUUUGUGAGAUUUAUUAAAAGUAUUCAAAGUUAAACUAAACCAAUCUUCCUGGUUAACUAUCAUUCCGGCUUCCCGACUUCAAAUUUCACGGUUUUGCAUUUAUGAAAAGAAUGGGUUGAGGGACGCGAUAGCCACGUCGUCACGCACUUUUCCAACGUGAUGGACGAGGUUUGGAAGAGCCUGGACGAUAUGCAGCACGAGGUUUCGGGUGGGAAGUCUCAGCUUUCGUUCUAUUGAUUGCGUGUCUUUUCCAGCCAUGCUGAACGAGUGUCCGAUCUGCAGUUGUGUGAUGGGCAGCCGCAAAAGCUUCCGGAUGCACGUCAUUCAUCGGCAUCUCAUCAUCGACCCAGAGACCUUCAUUUGUUCGUUCUGUUUUUCCUGUACCAUCCUUGAAUUUCUGCCGAUUCAGCCAAAACGAACGUGAAAGUGGAAGUGAAAGAAGAAGUCGAAGAUCCGCUCUACGAGAGAAAUUGUAAUUAGCUGUUUGAUAAGAAUAGUUGUUUAAGCGCUAUUGAUUGGCCUAAUGUAUAUAUUAUUGUAUUAAUUUCAAUCAAUCUCUAACUGUUUAUUUAUAAUAAUUGUAAAAUUUUCUGUGUUUAUCUUUAUAUCGCCUUUAGCAUUUUAGGAGCAUAUCUAUCAUUUCGUUUGUAUUAUUAUUUAUUCACUCGUUUGAGGUUUGUUUAUGGUGUGUUUAUGGUGAUAUAUAUAUCAACGUGUUUAUAUAGAGUUAAUGUCACAGUGGUGAUAAGUAUUCUUAUGAAAAUAAAUUAAUUUCGUUUGUCUUCGAAACCUCUUUGCUGUAAACGUCAGACCAUUAGGUUUCGGUUGUAAAGAACUGUCGGAAAAGGAACCUAAGCUUUAAAGUGCAAAUUCAAAAAAGUAGUCUGUUUUCUUCACAAAAGUUUAAAAUACUGUACUUUUCAACCAUUUGAAAAUGCUUAUCAAAAACCCUCGAGAAAAACAAAGCAUCAAGUUUUGAAGGGUUUCGAUGCCGAUAAGAUGUAGUGGAGGCUGAUGCGACAACACUACGGCGUAGUCUUGGACCUCGCGAUUCUCUUUCCCUUCCUUUCUUCACGAACUGCUCGAUGACUUUGGAGCUGCCGAUAGUGUUCGUGGCCAAUGGCGUCGUACUGCCAGGGGCGUCUCUUAAGCUGCCCAUUCGAAGCAAGAACAAGUGAGUUCUGUGGGAGAAGAAGGGAAACAGGAGUUUGUCGCAGCAUGGGGACAGUGGAGAAGUACCUGCUGGACAAGUCGUCGAAGACGAUCGCCGUCGGCUACCGUCUCUCCCAGGAGAAGAUGUUCGAGGCCGCGACCCAGGUCGCCGUCCAACAGGUCACCUGCUGGACCUUCAACUCCCACGUCCAGUACACGCUGCACGUCGUCGGCCUGCAGAGGAUCUCCGUCGACAGAAUCUCCACCUCGACCUGCGUUGCCACCCCUCUCCGUGACGUCACUGGUAGGUCUCUUCCGAAGAGGAUCCCGAAUGUUCCGAACUUUGUUUUUUAUUUGUGAAAUUAAUUUUAAUUUGAAUUCUCUUGAUUCUGCUUGAAUGACUGUAUGAGAUAACUCGUCAAAUUUUCUCUUUUUUCAGCUUCCGGUAAACCUUAACUUUUUCAACGAAGAAAUUUAUUAUUUUAAUUAAUCGACUUUGAAACGAAGUUAAAUUGAGGUACAGUGGGGAAUGAAAAAGUUUUUUUUUUGUUUGAGAUUAUGAUGAGUAAUUUCAAGACGAGAAAACUGCGACACUUGGCGAAGAAUUUCUGAAGAUUGUUAAACCGUUCAUCGAAAAGUCUGACAACGUAGAGAUAACUGUCCAACUGAAGCGCUUGGCCGAAGAGAAAAACUUCGGAGCUCUGGUCGAUCUUUUGUUCGUUCUUGGCUUCUUUUCAUGACAGGAAGCGAGAAUUUGCAGCGUCUCACAGCUGAAGAACGUCAGUUACGUGCAGCAACUAGAGUUCCUGGCAAGCAGAGACGUGAACGCACGACUGCAGCUGUGUUCUCAGUGGAUUGAGGACCAGAUCUCCUCGACCAGAUCCGUUCCCAGCAGUGGGACGUCGUCGCUUCAGAAGGCUUUGGCCUUGAAAGACCCACAAUCCUGGAAAAAAGUUUCGAGGUCGACUGGAGGCCACAAGUCGCCAGUUCAGGCCGUCGAGGAGAAACUCAAACAGAUGGCAUUGCCCGAGGGGAUUCAGGUCAGUCGAAUCGAGGCAACUCCACGACGACUUCCGGCUUGUUGCAGGAUAAAGUGAUGGGUGAGGUCGAACGUCUAAAGUCGAUGAAUGCAACUCAAAGUGAGCACAACGUGUUGCUCAACUGGCUCGAGCUGGUCGCCGCUCUACCGUGGAACGUCUCUGAGAACACGGAGAUCGACCUCAUUAAGGUUGUUUGAGUUUCACUAAAAGGUGAAGUUCCAAAGUUAUAAAAGCACUUUUUUUUAUAACGAAUCGUCAAAUCUGACUGGCGAGAGAGUCGUUCAAGUCGGAACUUUGGCAUUUUUUGAAAAAAAAAAAACUUUACCGAACACUUUUUGAGAUCUAGAUUUCAGUUCUCAAAACCAAAAUCUCAAAAUUGAAGACUUUCCCGAAGUUUUCCUUUGAAUUAUUACUCUCAAACAAUAUGCUUGAGUUUCUUUUUAUUCAUCAAAUCAAACGUCAAGAUUAUUUUUAAAUGAAAGCUAUUUUUUUCGAUUUAAAAAAAUUAUCGUCAGAAGUAAAUUAUUAUUUUUUCAAAAGUUCAAAAAAAUCAACCAAAGUACAUUUUUUUUCUAGAACCGAGAAUCCAAAAAUUUUUAAAAAUGUAAUUUUUUUCGAUCAGGAAAGACUUUUCGUAAUUUUAACCGACUUGAACUUGGUUGCAAAUUCAAAUUCUCGAAAUUUUUGCGCGCAACGAGUGCUAUGCAACCUUUAAACUUACCAGUCUCUAAAAUCCGAAUUUUGUGCAAGUAGCGACUGUGAGAUACAUUUGAGCUUUAAGAAUGUUUGAGCAAAUCAAGAUAAAAGUCAAAUCUUCUUGAAAUACCCCUCACGGAAGACACCUGUCUCUAAAAGAAUGAUCUCAUGAAGAGUUCAGGCGAGGACGAUUCUAGAAGCGUCCCAUGAUGCGAUGGACGACGUCAAGCAACGUGUCCUGGAGCAUCUCGCCGUUUGCAAACUCAACGACUCGGUACUUUGUUCUUCGAUAGCCGUUCUGAAGUCAUUUAGUCUAGGUAAACGGCGUGAUUCUUUGUUUCUCUGGUCCUCCAGGAAUCGGCAAAACGAGCGUGGCUCGGGCCAUUGCUCAGUCGAUGGGACGCAAGUUCCAACGCGUUUCUCUUGGCGGAAUUCGCGACGAAAGCGACAUCCGCGGCCACAGGUGCUUUCGUUGAAAUGGAUCAGAAAGUCCUUGUUUUCAGACGAACUUACGUCGCUUCGAUGCCUGGCCGUAUUAUCGAGGCUCUCAAGACGUGCCGCGUCAACAACCCAGUUAUUCUUCUUGACGAAAUCGACAAACUGGUCGGUGUUUUCAUGAUUUCCUUUGUGUAUCUCCGUCUUCAGUACGCUGGCAACUCGGGAAGUCCGUCUGCGGCGUUGCUGGAACUCCUGGAUCCUGAACAGAACAACGCCUUCCACGACCAGUAAACUGUUCCUCGUUGAUUUACUGAACGAAUGUUUAGCUAUCUCAACCUGCCCUUCGACAUGUCGAAUGUGAUGUUCAUAGCCACCGCUAACGACCUCAGCAACGUGGAACCGGCGUUGCGAGAUCGUCUCGAGGUCGGGUUUUCUGAAGCAAAGUGGAAAAUAAAGUUCAGAUCAUUGAGAUGAGCGGCUAUGGACUCAAGGAAAAACUUAACAUUGCCCGAAGACAUUUACGAGCACGGCAGCUUCUGAAGCAUGGCAUCUGCCCGGACUACCUGACCCUCGACGACGGGGCCAUCGAAACAAUCAGUCUGGAGCGUCUGAGCGGCGUGAUAAAUGAGGCUUGUUUCAGUUGAAGAGUACACAAUGGAGGCAGGAGUGAGACAGCUGGAACGACACAUUGCUUCGGUCUGUCGAUACGCCGCCUUGAAGUAACCAGUUUCCUUCUCUAAGUAGAAGUCCUGAAACUCCAGGCUCGCCGAAGCGUGCAACGACGACGUCCAGGCUGAUGUCGUGCCCGAUCUUCAGCUGCCGAUCAUCGUCACGCCUUUGCACAUCCAUCGCAUCCUUCGGGUAAUCAUACUCUCCUCUUCUAGCUGAACUCCCAAAAGUUCGAAUAUUUUCAAGAAGAAACAAUAACGAGGAAAUAAAGAGAGGAAAAAUGGAAAUCAAAGAAGUUUUUUUUUCGGUAAGCCAAAGAUUUUGAGGAGCGGUUUUUAAAAUUUUUCAAAAUGCCAGCGUUUCCAAAAAAAACCUAACACAGAUUUUUAAACAAUUGAAGGUACGGAAACUCCAAAAAUCUCUUUCCUGCUGGUCGAGUACCUUUGACAUCUAGACUGCUUCUAUGUAAGGUCUCUAUUCUUCAUUUUCAGGGCAAGCAGAUGAACAGGAUCAAAGUAGUCGAGUCGAUGCGGCCUCUUCCGCCGGGCGUCUGCUUCGGCCUGAGCGUGACCGCAGACGGCGGUCGCGUCAUGCCCAUCGGUGCCGUAUCUCCGGCGUUCCAGUUUGAAAAAGGUCUUCAGAGGCGUCGAAGAGCGAUGGCAAUGGAAAGGUGACAACGACGGGAAAACUCGGCAAGGUUCUCGAGGAGAGCGUUCACGUCGCCGCCGCUUGGCUCGCUUCCAACGCAAAAAGGUUCGCUUCCGCCUCGAUAUUUCCUACUUUUUCUUUUCUUUCAGACUGGAAAUGACACCUUUGAAGAACUACGACAUUCACGUGCACCUUCCUGAAGGUUUUUUCCGUCGCUAGCUAACAGUAUUUAUUACUACAAAGAAAUUAAAAAAACGUGUAUGUAAAAAAAAUUUUGAAUUCACAUUACGGGGAACGGAAGGAAAUCUGACGAAGAUAAAUUUUGCGCUGAAAUUUCCUGGGCAAAUUAUUUCAAAAAUUUCAAAAAAAAAGUAGGGUCUCCUGUUUGUAUUUCCAUGGAAUGUCCGCACAAAUCCAAUUAUCCCCAAGAGACGUUGGCAGGUUAAUCCUGUGAGCAGAAACAGAAAUCGAAUUAGUGUCGUUGUAAAGAAGCCAAACGACUUCUGAAAUCCUCGCCGCCCUAAUUGCAGUCGAACUUUGACUCUUUCUGAAGCCUUGAAUGACGUUUUGUGACGUUUCAGAUUUUUUACUCAUAAUUUGAGACCUUUAAUUGGAUUAAUCUGAACAAGAUUCACUUCGCGAUUUUCUUCCGAAUUUAAAUGGUCUGCCAGAAAAGAUGCUAAAGCGUUAAAACCAACGUUUGCUUUGAAAGAAAAUUUUGUAAUCAAUGAUGAUAAUUUCUUUCAUGUUUUCAGUGCCUUCUUUAUUAUUUUUCUUAAAUUGAAUCUCUGACAAAAAAAAAGAAAUUCCUAAAAAAAAAAUGUUGCGGUUAAGGUGGGAUCGGAAAAGACGGACCGUCGGCAGGUUGCGGCUUGGCGGCGGCACUGGCUAGUCUGGCGACGGAAACGCCACUCCGGUCCGACACAGCCAUCACCGGAGAGAUCUCACUCUCAGGCCACGUCCUGCCUGUGAGUCCGACUCCUUCGACUCGAGCUAGGCUGCUUUCAGGUCGGCGGCAUCAAAGAAAAGGUCCUGGCGGCGCAGCGCGAACGUCUUCAGCGCGUCGUCCUUCCCGCCGCCAAUCGACAGCAGAUUGAGAAGCUCGAUGAUGACGUCAAGGUUUGUCGCGAAUAUUUUUCCUUUUCUUGACGCGAAUCGAACAUGUCGGGCCGUUUCUAGUUACCACUUUAGUAGCGUGAGCACUCUUAAGUGAUCCUAGAAAAGCUCAGAAACGUCCGGAGCACGUCCGGUUUUCAUUACCGAGGUCUGAUUCUAAGAGAAGUUAAUUCUCGUUGGAGCGAAAACGCCAAAAAUGUUGUUAGAAUCGCUUUCUUGUUUUGAAAAUUUCGCGUCUUUGAUCAGCAAAACUAAAUAAAAAAUACGCUAAACAUAUUUAAAUUGCGCAUUAGUUAUCACAUCGCAUUUCCCGCGCUAAUGUCGACUAAUUUGUUUAAUUAAUACCGCAGUCUUCCCCGUGAGCGUGACAAAGAGUGUUUUUCUUCUGUUCUCGGGAUAAUUAGCACACAAAAGGUUUUGAAAUACGUCACUAUCGAAAAUUCAGCAAAGGGAAACUUGCGAAAGUGGAUAAAUCGGCGAAAAUAAUUUGGGUAUAUCUUCAAAGCUUCGCUAUGUGAAUUUUUUAGAUGUUUUUUGAAGGUUUUCUGAAGGUCCUUAUUGCAUUUUGAAAAAUUCUUGAAGAAUUCAAUAGAUUUUUUUUAUUUUUUUAAAUUUGGUUUUUACUGAGUGUAAUUAUCUUGUAGCGGAAAAAAACUGGAAAGUUUAAUCUUUGUGGGUAUUUUGAUCCUAUGGAAAGACUUUUUUGUCACCUCAAGUUGGAAUCUGAACUACUCGUUAUGCUCAUCGUAUGCAUUAUUUCUCUUUUGAAACUUUUCCCUCCCACACAAAAGUACUUUUGAGAGGGUAGCUCUGAGAUAAGAAGCUGAAAAGCUUUUUCAACUACUUCUCGUUGAAAAAAAACUAUUUGGAUGGUUUUCGAGCAAUAUGAGUUAGGAAGAUUCUUCAGGAAACUAUAGCUCAUUGAAAAAGGUGAACCCUCUAAAAUUUCGUUCCUCAUGCCGACUAAAAAAAGCUCAACGAGAUUCCGACGCUGAAGCAGUCUCCCACGCAGGCUCGUUGCCGCGCAUGGUUUCCUCAAAAUAAAGAGAAAUUGGCCGCCAGCCAGCAUCCGAUAUUAUAUUCUGAUUAAGCACCCGCAGGCGCUUGGUGUAAAUAGAUUUGGCUUGGACGUAGGCUGGCCUUUUCGCAGAACUGCGCAGUUUUUUGCAGCCAAGUGGUCAGUAUCAAUUGGUUGACUUGACUGCUUGCCAGACAACUUUUUAAGAACAACUUGAAAUAUGAUCUUUCGGAAGGUUGAAUGAGACAAUGUCUUUAUUUCAGCGCGAAAUGGAGCUCGUAUUGGUGGAGAACAUUGACCAAGUCAUCGCAGCUAUGCUUGAGAAUCGCUUGUUUUCCAAACUGUAA